Molecule: messenger RNA, 1800 nt
Organism: Ilyonectria robusta
Lineage: Eukaryota; Fungi; Ascomycota; Sordariomycetes; Hypocreales; Nectriaceae
Product: t-SNARE
Exons: 4
Coding region: 215-1330 (371 amino acids)
Biological process (GO): vesicle fusion; exocytosis; intracellular protein transport
Cellular component (GO): SNARE complex; endomembrane system; plasma membrane
Molecular function (GO): SNAP receptor activity; SNARE binding
Source: RefSeq, a predicted model, not a curated record
UUAAUUAAUUGCCCACCAUGAGCGUAAGUCACCUAUUUAUUCUGCGCUUCGACUCAAUCACCUUCGACCGCCCCGUGUCGUUCACUGCCGUGCACCUCAAUGGCCUGCUCCCAUUGAUAUUGCGACCGUCAGCCUCGCGUAUCCCCCUUUCCCACACAUCACAACACAUCAGCUACGCCGUGACUUGAAUUCUCCCGUGACACAUUUGCUGACUAUGUCUCGACAGUACGGAUACGGCGGACAGAACCCCUACGACCAGCAGGACAAUGGUGGUUAUGGCGGCGGCAGCUAUGGAGGAUACAACCAGAGCCCUCCCCCCCAGUCGGGAGGCUACGGAGGAGGCUCCAACGUUGAGAUGGCCCCUCUUGCUUACAACGCUGGUUCUAUCGCCCAGGGCGACCCCAAUGCCAUCCUGAACGAGUGCCGUGACAUCGACCGUGGCAUCGACACCGUUGAGCAGAACUUGGAGCAGCUCCGCAUGCUUCAGCAGCGCACCCUCGAUGACGCCGACAGCUCCUCCAACAGCGCCGCUAACCGCCAGCUGGAUGGCCUCUCCACCGAGACCAUGGCCCUCUACCGCGGCCUCACCGAGCGUGUUCGCACCAUCAAGUCCAACCCUGAGUCAAAGAGCCCCAAAAACAGCCCGCAAGUCAACCGUGUCGACCGUCGCCUGAAGGAUGCCAUUCGGCAGUACCAGACGGUGGAGUCACAAUUCUCCAAGCGCACUCAAGACCAGAUGGCUCGCCAGUACCGCAUUGUCCGCCCCGAUGCAUCGGAGCAGGAGAUCCGCGAGGCUGUUGAGGAUACCAGUGGCCGACAGGUCUUCAGCCAGGCCAUGAUGCAGAGUGACCGCCAGGGCCGUGCCCGAGCUGCCCUCAGCGCUGUCCAGGACCGACACGCUGCCCUCGCCAAGAUUGAGCAGCAGAUGAACGAGCUGUCUCAGCUCUUCAUCGACAUGGAUACACUCGUUGUCCAGCAGGAGGCUGCCGUCACCCAGAUCGAGCAGAAGGGUGAGGAGGUUGUUGAGAACCUCGACAAGGGUAACGAGGAGAUUGGUGUCGCCGUUAACACUGCCCGCAAGACUCGCAAGAAGAAGUGGAUCUGCCUGGGUAUCUGCGUGGCCAUCAUCGUCAUCAUCGUCAUUAUCGUCCUCAUCUACAUCUUCGUUAUCAAGGGACAAAAUAACAACAAGAGGCGAAGCCUGGUUAUUGACGGCCUCGAUGUCAUCAAGCACAUCGGUGCCCGCGCACCUGUGGCCGACGAUGCUGGUGAUGCCCUGAACAAUCUCGCUCUUCAGCGAUUGCACCUCCCGCAGUUGCCAAGACACUAAAUGUGCCUCCCAAUUUUUUUCACUCGACGUCGAACGAAUGCAUUAAGAGCUAGUGUCCGCGCUGUCGAAGAAAUGCUGGGGAGGAGGGAUCAGCUGUGUACAUCAGUCUGCAAGAUCGGUUUAAAAACGCACAUAGACCGGCUUGCCCCAAUCGCUUUACUAUGUUGGGAUAGAUAUGCCUUCAGGGAAGGAGGAGAAGAAAAACGAGUCCUCCGAUUUGGAGAAUGAGGAUAAGGGGAUAACGGAGAGGACUGCCUGGGCAAACACUGCCAACCAUUUUUUUUACUUGUUUUGCUUACUGUCUGGAUCACAUCUCGCACGCGCUUUUCCUCUUGUUAUAGCCUCGAUGCCCGUUGACUUUUGUUUGCUGGAAGAAGGCAACGGGGGUUGUUCGAAUUCCCAUUCUGGAGUUGUUCUAGUCCAUUGCAUUUGUUAGGGGCGUUUAUACUAUGAGCUUUAAUCACAUUUUC